UUUGUUAUUAAGUAUAUUAUUUGUUGUUGAUUUUAUUUUCAAUCGUACAAACUCAUAGAUACUUACAAACACACACGCACACCUCAACUUGAAUAUAUAAAUAUUUUGUUUAGUAUUUGUCUUACAUCCACGACAAACUGUUGAUUGACGGACGAAUGAACGAACGGGCAAGCUCGUUCGCUCGCUCGCUUGUUUGCUUACUUUUACGAUCACUCUCAUUUAAUUCGUUUUAUUGACUUAACUCAAAUCGCGUAGUAUGUGUUUAAUCGUCGCUCGCUCAGCUCGUUUCGUUCAAAUGUUCGCAUUGUGGCAUUAGUCUUUGACGAAAGCGGAUACGGAUACGUUCAUACGCGGUUUCCAAAACGGUUAAUAUAAAGCGUUUUUCAAACAAAAAUUUUCCUUUUUUUUUACAAAGUUUCUCAAACACACUUACUCACACACACACACACAAAAACGCAUUUAGAGUUUUCUUCAUUCAUUCGUUUGUUUUACUCCUUUGAAUUGUGUUUUGUAGUGUUGUUAAGGUUUGCACAAAACUAUUUGCGGCUUAAUUGUGAUUAAUUGAAAGAAAUUCUUUAAGAAUUACAAAAAAAAAGAUCUUGUUAAAAAAAUAUAUAUUAUUUAAUACAAUUGUGUUGUUUAUUUGUUAAAAACAAAUAAAUUUUUUGUUUGAAAAAAAAGAACAGUGCCAUUUUCUAUGAUCUAUUAACAAUUCCUGAAAGGAAUUUAAAAAUUUUGAUCUAUUAACAAUUCCUGAAAGGAAUUUAAAAAUUUUGAAAAAUAACAUAAUAUUACAAUUAUUAUAAAGAUAUUUUAAUAGUAACAACCAAUGCUAUUUUGUGGAUUAAAUUUAAAUAUUUUUCCUGUGGAGUUAUAAAGAAAAAGAUUUUCUAUGGUUAUGGCUAUUGUGUUACUAAUGGCAAUUGCCAUUCUACUGGCCUUCUAUUGUAAUUUUGAUUUGCGCAAAUUUUCCGAGAGUUACAUCAAACCAUUGCUGAUAAAAUCCGAUCAAUUGCAUAAAUUUGCCAAAGAUUCAGAGGCUUCUAUAAUAACAGACAAUGAUUAUUAUCAUGCUCGUGAAAUACGACCCAAAGGUGUAUGGGAUAUACCGGGUCCCAAGUCGUUGCCUUUGCUAGGGACAAAAUGGAUUUUUAUGGUGUUUUUUCAUAAAUACAAAAUGUCUACUUUGCAUGAAGUGUAUGCGGAUCUGAAUCGUAAAUAUGGUGAUAUUGUUUUGGAGGUUAUGCCUUCGGGCAUACCCAUAGUUCAUCUUUUCAAUAGAGCCGAUUUGGAAAAAGUGUUGAAGUAUCCCAGCAAGUAUCCCUUUAGACCACCUACCGAAAUUGUGGUCACCUAUAGACGUUCGAAACCCGAUCGUUAUGCCAGUGUGGGCAUAGUAAAUGAACAGGGUCCUACAUGGCAAAAAUUACGUUCAUCGCUUACCUCCUAUAUAACAUCGCCGCGUAUAUUGCAAAACUUUUUGCCAGCCCUAAAUUUAGUGUGCGAUGAUUUUAUAGACGUUUUAAGGGCUCAACGUGAUCCCCACACAUUUGAGGUACGUAACUUUGAGGAUAUAGCCAAUUUAAUGGGCUUAGAGGCUGUCUGUACUCUUAUGCUGGGCAGACGUAUGGGUUUUCUAUCCACCAAUUCAGAACAACCGGAAAAAAUCAAACAACUAGCGGGUGCCGUUAAACAAUUGUUUAUAUCGCAACGUGACUCCUAUUACGGUUUGGGUCUGUGGAAAUAUUUUCCCACCAAAACGUAUCGUGAAUUUGCCCGAGCGGAGGAUACUAUUUACGAUGUGAUUUCGGAAAUGGUGGAUAAAGCAUUGGAAGAAAAUAAUGCCAAUUUCAUGCAUCACGACGAUGAUCUGCGCAGUGUCUUUUUGAAUAUAUUGGAAAUAAAAGAUCUGGAUAUAAGGGAUAAAAAAUCGGCGAUUAUAGAUUUUAUAGCGGCCGGCAUUGAAACGUUGGCCAAUACUUUACUAUUUGUUUUAAGUUCUGUUACUAGUAGUCCUGAGGUUAUUACUAGAAUAUUAGAGGAGUUUCGGGAAUAUCGUAGUACUUUAAUUUUACAAGAUGCUUUUACAAAUGCCACCUAUACAAAGGCAUGCAUUCAGGAAUCGUAUCGCAUUAGGCCAACGGCGUUUUGUUUGGCGAGAAUAUUAGAAGAGGAUAUGCAAUUAUCCGGUUAUAAUUUAAAAGCAGGGACCGUAGUCCUGUGUCAAAAUAUGAUUGCCUGUCACAAGGACAACAACUUCAAAGAGGCCAAAACAUUCCGUCCCGAAAGAUGGAUCGAUACUGAGGGUAACUUUAGUGUAAAUAUUGAAAGUUCAACAAUAGUAGUGCCCUUUGGUAUUGGCAAAAGAACGUGUCCGGGUAAACGUUUUGUGGAAAUGGAAAUUGUGUUACUACUAGCAAAGAUAUUACUCGCCUUCGAUGUCAGUUUCACCAAACCGCUGGAAACGGAAUUUGAAUUUUUAUUAGCGCCUAAAACUCCACUAUGUUUAGCGUUACGUGAUCGUGUGUUUUGAAAACACCUGCAUACAUUCAUACAUAACUGUACAUAAAACUAUCUAUAAAAACAAAAACUACUAUAAAUCUACUAACAGCAACAUUAACAUUAACAGCAGAAUGUUAAUAAUAUUUAACAUAUAUAAUAUUUUUUAACCAAGUAUUCAUUUAGUCUAAGAGUUGCCAGUUUAAAAUAAUAAACAAAAAUCUUUUAAACUUUUAAAACCUCCUCUCCACCUCCUCUAACACCUUUUAAAACCAUUUUAAAUUGUUUUAUAUAAAAUUUAAGCUUAGCAUAAAUUUUAUUACUGAAAAGACAAAAAACAAUUAAUAUUUUUUCUUGUAAUUAAUUAAAAUAAUUUCUUUAUAAUUAUUAUAUUUUUAUUUUUUGUUAGUUUUUAAGUAGCUGCAUUUUUUGAGUGUGUGAGAGUAACGAAAGACUGUAACCGAUUUGCAAUUUAAUGUUAUUUAUUAUAGAAACAGAGAAGAAAUAUAAAAAAUAUUAAUAAAAAAUGGAAAAUAUAUAAAAAGAAAACAAUUUGUAAAUAAAUAAAAAAUA
Molecule: messenger RNA, 3072 nt
Organism: Lucilia cuprina (Australian sheep blowfly)
Lineage: Eukaryota; Metazoa; Arthropoda; Insecta; Diptera; Calliphoridae
Gene: shd
Product: ecdysone 20-monooxygenase
Exons: 8
Coding region: 893-2533 (546 amino acids)
Molecular function (GO): iron ion binding; monooxygenase activity; oxidoreductase activity, acting on paired donors, with incorporation or reduction of molecular oxygen
Source: RefSeq, a predicted model, not a curated record